CGCGAAUGGCCCGUCCCUCGUACGAUGAGUUUAGCCGGCAGCGUGAGGAGUUCUUCGGCCGGGAACAGGGUCGGGGACUUGGUGCCGAUCUGGUGCUGAGUGGCGACGAGCAGCGACUCAACCGGUACGUGAUGCAUCUCAAGCAGCAGGAACUUGCCAAGGGUGUGGACAAUCCGUACGAGCUUGUUUCGGCCCGGCAUUUCUUCGAGAUGCUCGAACGCAUCAACGACUCACCGCUGUUCAAGCUGAUCCAGCAGAUGCCGAAAGGUGGCGUUUUGCAUGCUCACGACACCGCUAUAGGGAGUACGGAGUUGAUCGUGCGGGCCACACGCCAUGAACAUCUCUGGCAGAGUGGUAACAUCCCGCAGGCUGACGGUGAUCCGAUGCCGGUGUACAAAUUUUCACGCGCCAAACCGACCGCUGAAGGUGAGUGGCGUUCGGUGGCGGACAUUCGAAGCUCGCUGGGCGAUGAAGCGUACGAUGAGGCUGUACGGAAAAUGUUCACGCUUUACACGAAGGACCCGUUAAAUGCUCACCGUGACAUUAACGAUGUUUGGCGCAAGUUUAUGGCACUGUUCAUUUGUUUCGAGCCAAUGGUAACAUACCGCCCGGUGUGGGAAGAAUACUUUUAUGGUUGUUUAGAAGAGUUGCUUGCUGAUAACGUCACUUAUUUGGAGUUCCGAGGACUGUUGCCUCCGGUCUACGAUCUUGAUGAUCGCAAAUACUCCCCGCAAGAUAUCGUUCAAAUGUACGUCGAUCAGUCGGAAAAGUUUCUCCGCGCACAUCCCAAGUUCAUGGGCGUUAAGUUUAUCUAUGCACCGUUAAAGUUUUGCGACGACAGCACGUUCGACGGUUACCUUACGUUGGUGCAGCAGCUUAAAGAACGCUUCCCGAACUUCAUCGCCGGCUUUGACCUCGUCGGGCAGGAAGACCUUGGACGACCACAUACGGAUUUCAACGAGCGGCUUCUUACCCUACCACCAGCAAUCAAUUUCUUCUUCCAUGCCGGCGAAACGAAUUGGGCUGGACGGCGGGACGAAAAUUUGAUCGACGCCAUCCUGCUGGGAACGAAGCGCAUCGGUCACGGGUUUGCCGCCCUCAAGCAUCCGGUCGUACUGGAGGAGGUUAAGAAGCGUCAAGUAUGCAUCGAGCUGAACCCCAUCUCUAACCAGGUGCUGAAGUUGGUGCAAGAUUUUCGCAACCAUCCCGGUGCGUUCUACUUCUCCGACAACUAUCCCGUGGUGGUGUCCUCGGACGAUCCGUCCUUCUGGUGUGCAUCGCCACUGAGUCAUGACUUUUUCGUCGCCUUCAUGGGACUGGCGUCGGCCCGGGCGGACAUACGGUUGCUGAAAAAGCUCGCACUCAACUCGAUCGAGUACAGCUCGAUGGAGGGCGAAGAGAAAGUUGCGGCCGCACAGAAGUGGACCAACGCCUGGAACGAAUUUGUGCAGGAAUCGCUCAAAAGCAUUCCGGCAGAGUUUUAG
Molecule: messenger RNA, 1484 nt
Organism: Anopheles maculipalpis
Lineage: Eukaryota; Metazoa; Arthropoda; Insecta; Diptera; Culicidae
Product: adenosine deaminase 2-like
Exons: 3
Coding region: 6-1484 (492 amino acids)
Biological process (GO): inosine biosynthetic process; adenosine catabolic process
Molecular function (GO): adenosine deaminase activity
Source: RefSeq, a predicted model, not a curated record